UUGCAGACUAAGGAUGUCCUCUAAGAGGAAAUCGCCACCAACGAAGCUAUCGGAGGGCGGGGGCGGCGAGGAUACAGAGGAGACAGUUGCCUGCGAGGGAAGCGAGGGUGAGACUGAAAAAAGCAACCACAGAGAAGAGUUUUUUCCAAACCAGAGGGACUGCGAGUCCUCGGGGUGCUCUUCGCCGACGAUAAGCGAGCCAGAGUUCCAGGAUUCGCCUUCUCCGUCGCCCAACUCUCCGCCACCCACCAAAAGACCGAGAAUUUACGUCGCCCAGGAAGCUUACACCCUGUCGGUGUCCAGCUUGGAGCCAGCUAGCUCUUCGGAGUGCGGGAGCCCGCCUACGCUUCACGAGUACUACCAGCAGCAUCCUCUGCUGAACAACAACAGCGUCACCCACAAUAACAACAACAGCAACAACGGCGCCAUUGUCCCACCAAAAAGGUCCAUGGACGACGUUUUAAAGAGACUCACCUGCAAGAUGAACAGCGGGUCGCUUUCCCUUCAAGAUGAGGCCAGGAGGUCGCCACCCUUGACCGCUCCUACGAAUCACAACACGCAUAGCAGCGGAUACAGCAGUAUAUCAAACAGCGUAGCAGCAUCACCACCUUCUGCAAGCAGAAGGACACCAACAACAACAAUAUCCUGUAGCAGUAGCAACACCACCAACACUACCACCACGGCAAUUACCGAGGGGUACCAAGACGGGGCGUUAGCGCUCCACCGCGUCCUCUGUGCGGAGUCAAACGCUGAAAAAGAGCGACGACUCGACGAGAUGAUAAAGCAUUUACAGCUGAUACGCGAGCAACUAUCACUCCAGCAGGAUCAAAAGCACUAUCCACAUAUGGACGCCAAACAGAUGGAGCUUCAGCGCGUGCAAAGCGAGCAGCUGAAGCGCCAGCAAGAGCAAAUGAUCCACCACCACAACAACCUCCAGGAGCUGCAGAACCAGAUUUCCAAGGGUCAGAUCAUGCCGAGCACCCAGUCCCUGAUGUUCCUUCCGUUUCUGGAGCAGCUUAGAGGGUUGCCAGUGUCCUCUAUGCCUCCACCCACCUCCACGGGGAACAAACAUAUCAACUCUAUCGCCAAUAUGAUCCAGCGUGAACCCCAAGGUUGGACCCCUUUAGAAAAAGAGCGAUCACCUACCCCAGUAGCUGCCGCUCCAACAACAGCACCCCUGCAAGAUCCCGACGCUCCGCUGAACCUGACCAAGCCCAAGUGUGCUGAUUCCUCACCUGGAGAAGGUAGCAGCAGUCAAGAGCAACCUCUGGCUGCUACUGCUCCGAAAUUGUUUCCCCCAGGGCUGCCAAUGCCCAGAAACUACCUUCCCAGCUUGCCCUACGCUGGUCUUCCUCCUCAUCUAGGGUCCAUGUCUUCGCCAAUAAUGGUAAAAGACGAACCUGGAGCAUCAGCAGCGUCAAGCGCAGCUGUGGAAAAGCACUUUGCUAUGCAUGGGAUCUACGGUUUGCAGUCCGGAGCAUCAGCAUCUCCGCAGCGACCAAUGAAACAGUUUUCUCGGGAAGAUGCAAUGUCUGAUGAUCAAGAUUUCCUGGCUAGCACCCACCUUUGGCGAGACCCAGGCUACAAAGUCCCAGAGGACAUAACAGAAAAGGCGAAAAUGGUGCGCCAGCAGAAGCGAGAAAGUGAAAACAAGCCGCACAUAAAGAGGCCGAUGAACGCGUUUAUGGUCUGGGCGAAAGACGAGCGGCGCAAGAUCUUGAAAGCCUGUCCGGACAUGCACAACUCAAACAUAUCAAAGAUCCUGGGCGCCAGGUGGAAGGCCAUGUCUAAUUCGGAGAAACAGCCGUACUACGAGGAGCAGUCCAGGCUGUCGAAGCUCCACAUGGAGAAGCACCCGGACUACAGGUACCGGCCCAGGCCCAAAAGAACCUGCAUCGUAGACGGCAAGAAGAUGAGGAUCUCCGAGUACAAGUCGUUGAUGCGUCAACGAAGGCAGGAAAUGAGACAGCUCUGGUGUCGAGAAGGUGGCCCUGAAAUGGGAUUCUUGAGUCCAGUUGGCGACAUGUCUCAUCCAGCUGGACCUGGUCCCUCAGCUGGCAGACCCUCGCCAUCUCCUCCGGUGAUGAUGAACGGGGCUGGACCCAGCCAGGAGCACUCCAACUUCUACUAUCCCCAGGACAGUCUCUCUCCCGGAGACAUGAUGGACUUUUCGCCUGAUAAUUCCGGGUCCAUUAGCGGGUACGACGCCAGUCCUAGACACCAUGAUGAGGAUUGA
Cotesia congregata is the source of this 2236-nucleotide messenger RNA. The record is from the annotation of a GenBank genome assembly. NCBI's taxonomy places the organism in Eukaryota, Metazoa, Arthropoda, Insecta, Hymenoptera, Braconidae.